CAGGCAAUGUUAAGUCCGCGCUAAGAACCACCCCUUCGCUAGCUGGGUACAAAGUAUGAGCGACAGUGAAAGAUUCACUUGGGAGAUCCACCCGAUCCGUCGUAUCUACCGUCUCAUCAUCGAAGUGCGAACUCUCGCAAAAGUCUCGCGUGGAUAAUCGAAUCCUCCCUCCCCCAACCACUCUUCUUUCGUACCAGUUCUUCUUCUAGUUCUCAAUCGGUGUAGAGUUUAGGCCGAUGGAGACUUUAACAAGGCUCUGGGCUCUGGCGACUGCUAACCUUUCGCACGAGCGGUCGUUGUACGCCGGUGUGUGCGCGCGCAUGCAAGGAUGCGGCAGCGCGUGCAGAAGGUAGAGGCUGAGGCGAGUGCGUGGGGAGGCUUGCUGUGUGUCCGGAGCGAGACAAAGUAUGAAUUAACAACAACCAUCCAAAAACUCAGCAGCAAGUGGGAAGUCUACCUGGACGAAGGAGCACCAUUGGGCUGCGCGUGUUGCAGGUGAAUAUGCUUCACGGGAAAACACUGACCUCCACCUUCCUUUUUGUCUCAACGCUGUCCUUGACCUUGCUUCUCGUCGGAUUUGCUUCAGGAGAUGUCCACUGCGAAAACAACAGUGAUGUACCUUUGACAGACGAACAACGUCUGUACCGGAAGCUCCGGUCGAACUAUGACCCGUCCACGCGCCCUGUGUAUAAUGCUUCCCAUCCAGUCACCGUUAAAAUUGGCAUCACACUGACUCAGAUCUUCGACUUGGACGAGAAAAACCAAGUGCUGACAACUAACGUUUGGCUAGACCAUGAAUGGGUAGACGAGAAGAUGCGGUGGAACCCGGAAGAGUACAACGGACUUCAUGUUCUGCGCAUCCCUUGUGCGCACCUGUGGAAGCCAGACAUUAUUCUCUACAACAGCGUGGAGGACUAUACAGGUGGCUACAUGCAGGCUCUGGCCAUGGUGUCCUCUGACGGUACAGUCUUCUGGCCGCCCAUCGUCAAGUUUCAUUCCACCUGCGCUAUUGACAUCACUUUCUUCCCAUUCGACGACCAGGUCUGCAAAAUGAAGCUUGGCUCCUGGGCAUACGACGGCUUUCAGGUGGAUGUCGUGAAUCGUUCGAGUGGGGUGGAUUUAUCCAAUUACGUCACAAACGGAGAGUGGGAGCUGUUGCGGGUGGACGCGGUGCGAAACGUCGUGACGUACCCUUGCUGUCCGGAGCCUUUUCCGGAUGUGACGUUCACGAUCUAUCUGCGCCGGCGCACACUGUACUACACCUACAACGUCAUCAUCCCGUGCGUCAUGCUGUCCACACUGACGCUGCUGGUCUUCUGGAUGAGUCCGGAGAGCGGCGAGAAGGUGACGUUGGGGCUGACCGUGCUGCUGGCAUUCUCUGUCUUCAUGCUGCUCAUCGCCGAGAACAUGCCCGCUACCUCCAGUUACGUGCCCCUCAUUGGUAUCUAUCUCACCAGCGUCAUGGCUCUGACUUCACUGUCCGUGAUUCUGGCCGUGGUGGUGUCCAACAUCAGCAACAGAGGCAAGAAAGAGAAGGUCAUGCCGCGAGCCUUCAGGUCUGUCGUCAUCGGCCUAGCACGCGCCAUGUGCUUUCAGCUUCAUUACGUUAGACCUGACGUCACAUCCGGCAGAUGCCUGGGGCCGGGCGGAUCGUCGCGAUCGCGUGCAGGAGUGCUGUACAAAGGGGUCCACAACCACCUGUCCAGCGACUCCGGCUGCGGCCUCAUCGACUGCGAGACCAGCUUCGAUCUGAGCGGCGGCAACAUGGCCGCCUCCACCUCUUACUCGCCCGCUAGUGGCACCCCCAUGCAGGUUAGCGCCGCGGCCUUGAGGGCAGAGUUCGGGAGGGCGAGGCGGGGGCUGAGCUUAGAGCGGAUGCUAGCGAGCUGGACGAGGUGCUGCUACGUCUUCGCGACGUCCUCGUGCGCGAGGAGGAAAAAGACAGGGAGAAAACCUGUGCCGGGAGUGGCAGGAAGCGGCGGAAGUAGUGGAUCGAUUCCUCUUCUGGCUUUUUGUGUUGGCCACGCUGGUGGCCUCCUUACCUCCCUUGUGGUCUUGCCUCUCACCAAGAAAUCGGUUUUGUGAGGGUGGGUUGGCUGCAAGCUGAGUUGUGGAACUUUGACCGCUGUGUCAAAGCGAAGAGUAAAAUAUUUCUGCAUUAUGCAUGUUCAGGGGCUACGUGUGCAUGGCAUUUACGGUGGUUCUGGUAUCCAAAGGUGAUUUCUUCACAUUAGACAUAAAGGAAUUAUCUAUUUUUCAUUUUAAUUGGAACUGCUUGUAUGGUUGUAAGAUUAGAACACGCACACCUAGUGCCACGUUCCUUGUGCUUUGUGUGUGAGAGAGAGAAAGAGAGAAAAGGAGUUAAAAUGUUGAAUGUCUGUUGUUUGUUUUAUGUGGCGCUAGCAAAAUUGAAAAAAGAGGAGUUAAUGGAAUAAUGAAAGAAGUUUCUGAGCAAGCUUUCGUGAAAGUUUGUAUUUACAACAGUAUGUGCACAUUUUGUGUACUCCGUUAAAUGUGCAGACAUGCAUUAGAAGUACAUCUAGCUACAGUUAGAACUUUUACAGAAGAAGAAAUACUCCUCAAAUUUCCAAAAUGAAUAUUACCUUUACUUUAGUUUCCAUAUAAGCAAUUUCUAACUAGGCUAUUUUUCCGUCCUUCAUAUAAUUUGUUAUACUCAAAUUCCAGUUCUUGAAAAAUUGCAGUCGCCUACGGAAUGCUCUUGGACCCACUUUCAGUGUUCAGUAGCAGCUAGUGAGCGAAUGACAUGUCACUAUACAUUACCCAUCUCUGAACUGUACAUAGUGUUGUUUGACAUGCUAUUAUGGAUCAUUUCGGUGCUUCCAAAGACAUAAUGAAGCAGUCUGCUGGUAAAACUAUCGCGAGACAAAUUUUUCGGCUUACGAGCAUGAAAACUGUGGUAUUCAUAUUACAACUAUUUUCAUUAUAUUACAGAGUGUAUGUAACUGCUUUAUUGUCAAUUUAAAAUAGUCUUAUAGUGUUGAACUUACAAGUUGUAGCGCGGUGUUUUCUUCAUUCAAAGAUUUCCAGGAAUAUUUUCUUUUUAAUUUUAUCAUGUUUUAACGUUACACCCACUGUGCUUUUUUGCUUUGCAAUCCCAACAUCCUGAGCAUCUGGCGCUCAAACUCUUAAUCUUUUUAUUUGGUAAAAUUUUUCUUAGUUUUGACAGGAAGAAGGAAGCUCCACUAAUGAACCUGCGCCGUGAACCUGACACGAGACUGAAUUUUCCAUGCUUCCCUUCAAACAGCACCGCUACGUUAAUCCCAGGUCCCUUCUUUACUUAUAUUUGUUUACGCACAAUAAGCGACCUUGCAAUCAUCCCCAUCACUAUCGUCGUCGUCGUCGUCGUCGUCGUCGUCGUCGUCAUCAUCAUCAUCAUCAUCAUCAUCAUCAUCGUCAUCGUCAUCGUCAUCCUUUACUAAAGUCUUUUCGUUUUAAACUGUCAGUAGAAGUUUCUUCUACUGAAACACUUAUUUUAAAAAUUGUGGUGUUGGCUGCAUGGUAGAUGCCAAUCUAACUUAGCACACAACGUUGUUGUUGGCUUGCAAAGUGUCAAAGACAUUAUUUUGUGCAACAGCGGUGCUGACUGACUGCUAAGGUAGGUUUACAGACAACGAAGUGACAAUGGAGCAGAUGUAGUUUAUUUCUCUACACAAGCUUCAGCUGCAGUGAGGCCAAAAAAGCAUAAUAGCUAAUUUACUAGAAGCAUUUUUAGAUAUAACACCUCAGUGAGAAUAUCCUAGAAAACCUCAGUCCUAGGAUACGGGCUCUUGCACAUGAUAUGUUGGACUGUGUUUUCGUACACAAACCCAGUAGAAACACAAAGACCGUAGAACCUGAGCUGAGAAUGUAACAAUAUAAUUAAUAAUGUAUCCGGAAUGAAGAGCAGAGCUAGAUACUGUGUUCAUGUAGAUCUAUGUACAUCACCAGCACACCCGUCCCACCACCACUACACACACACGUGCCCACAUGCACGCGCACGGUCUCGUGCAUCCCUUGUCUCUAUGCCUGUCUCACUCUCACACGCAGGACAGUCGUCCACAACACAAGAUGAUGUGCUGCAUCGACAAGACAAUUCUUUUUGUUUGUCAUGGUUGUUACUGACAUGUGUUAAACUUUACAUGCAAACUGUAAUUGUUUGUACUUUCAUGAACUAUACAACUAACCUGUAAUUGAUUGUACUUGCAUGAAGUAUAUAACUACUUUGGGACGUACAGUGUACUAAUUUUAAAAUGUAUACGAUCCUAGUUAUAACACAAUAUGACUAAAUAAAACAACUAACCAGCCCCUCAGUCUUGCGUUUUUAAUUUAAAGAUGG
Pomacea canaliculata is the source of this 4336-nucleotide messenger RNA. Its product is annotated as neuronal acetylcholine receptor subunit alpha-10-like. The record is from RefSeq and is a predicted model, not a curated record. Gene Ontology annotation, molecular function: transmembrane signaling receptor activity; acetylcholine-gated monoatomic cation-selective channel activity. Gene Ontology annotation, cellular component: postsynaptic membrane; synapse; neuron projection. The transcript has 8 exons. Bases 502 to 2085 code for a protein of 527 amino acids. Gene Ontology annotation, biological process: monoatomic ion transmembrane transport; nervous system process; chemical synaptic transmission. Lineage: Eukaryota; Metazoa; Mollusca; Gastropoda; Architaenioglossa; Ampullariidae.